UGGAAAAAGCAUCCAUACUACUUUCGAACAGUUAAUGUAUCACUACUAGCUAUGCUAAAGAUGUCAACACAUGCUGUCUCGGGUGGAAUGAUUGAAAUUAUGGGUAUGCUUGUUGGAUACCAUAAAGAUAAUGAGUUAAUAGUAUUAGAUUGUUAUCCAUUGCCCGUGCAAGGUACAGAAUCACGAGUGAAUCCUCAAAAUGACUCGUACGAAUUUAUGCUCAGUUAUUUAACAAAGUUACAGGAGAGUGGGAUAAGGAAAGAGAACAUUAUAGGUUGGUAUCAUUCGCAUCCCGGAUUUGGGUGCUGGUUAAGCGGAAUUGAUGUUCAAACCCAAAAACUACACCAAGGAUUUGAAGAUCCGUAUGUCGCAAUUGUUGUGGAUCCAAUCAAAAGCCUCAAAUCUGGAAUGGUCGAUAUAGGUGCAUUCAGGACUUUAUACGAUGAACACCUACGUCCAGAAAACAGUAAUACGAACAGUAAUAAUGCCGAACUGGGGUGGCAUAGUAAAGAGUAUUAUGCAUUAAACGUGAAGAUAUUCGUGAACGAAUACGAUCGUGUUUUACUUGAA
Messenger RNA from Pichia membranifaciens NRRL Y-2026, 570 nucleotides. RefSeq lists its product as hypothetical. The transcript has a single exon. NCBI's taxonomy places the organism in Eukaryota, Fungi, Ascomycota, Pichiomycetes, Pichiales, Pichiaceae. Gene Ontology annotation, biological process: protein deneddylation. Gene Ontology annotation, molecular function: metallopeptidase activity; deNEDDylase activity; protein binding. The record is from RefSeq and is a predicted model, not a curated record. Gene Ontology annotation, cellular component: cytoplasm; COP9 signalosome. The annotation marks the transcript as partial.